AUGUGGUUUCUAGAUAAUACUCGACAAAGCGGAGACCAGGGUUGGAGGCGUCAUCUUUGGCCUAUAAAAGCUGCUGCAAGAGGCCAAGGCCACAAGCCACUCAGCUUAGGCCAGCCUACGAGUCUGCUCCUCGCUCCUCCUGUGUUGGCUUUCAGCCCCAUGGCGCUCUGGUUGACUGUGAUCAUUGCUUUCACCUGCCUUAGUGGCCUUGCCUCCCCAGGUCCUGUGCAUAACUUAACAACCACCAAGGAGCUCAUUGAGGAACUGGCCAACAUCACCCAGAAUCAGGCAUCCCUCUGCAAUGGAAGCAUGGUGUGGAGCGUCAACCGGACCACCAGCAUGUACUGUGCAGCUCUGGAAUCUCUGACCAGUGUCUCCAACUGCAGCGCCAUCCACAGGACCCAGAGGUUGCUGAAAUCACUGUGUUAUCAGGAUAAAUCGGCAGGGCAGAUCCCCAGUAAGCACAGCCAGGACACCAAAAUUGAAGUGAUCCAGUUGGUGAAAAACCUGCUCACCUACGCACGGGGUGUUUUUCGCCAUGGAAAUUUCCCAUGA
Messenger RNA from Neogale vison (American mink), 555 nucleotides. RefSeq names its product interleukin 13 (gene IL13). NCBI's taxonomy places the organism in Eukaryota, Metazoa, Chordata, Mammalia, Carnivora, Mustelidae. Gene Ontology annotation, biological process: immune response. Gene Ontology annotation, molecular function: cytokine receptor binding. Gene Ontology annotation, cellular component: extracellular region. The record is from RefSeq and is a predicted model, not a curated record.